AUGGCCAAAGAUUUUAAAAUGAAAAUCGUCCUCACUAACAGUAAAAUCAGAAUAUCAAAAAAAUUAAAAACUCUAUUUAUACCAUACCGUCGGGGUGGAAUUCCUAUAGUAUCUCAAAUUGAGCGUCUUGACGUUGACUUGUCAAUUGGGCCCUUGACCAUUAAUGAUUGUUGUUCCAUGACUUCAGAUGAUCCACGUGGUGUUUCCAUGCUUUUCUACCUUGCACCAUGCAGACUGCGUUACUCUUACCUGGACCAAAUUUAUUUCAAAGAGUUUAAUUUUGGACAAAAAAGUCAAGAUGCUAAAAACUAA
This is a messenger RNA of Helobdella robusta, 312 nucleotides long. RefSeq lists its product as hypothetical. The record is from RefSeq and is a predicted model, not a curated record. The transcript has 4 exons. Bases 1 to 312 code for a protein of 103 amino acids. NCBI's taxonomy places the organism in Eukaryota, Metazoa, Annelida, Clitellata, Rhynchobdellida, Glossiphoniidae.